CCGCCGCCGCAGGAAGCCGCGCGGCCGCGGUGCGUAUUUAUGCUGAGGCCCGCCAGCAGCGGCCCGGCCGAGCGCGGGGCGGAAGGGCCCGGCUCCGCUCCCCUCCGCCCGGGCGCAGGCGGCGAGGAUGAGCCAGAGAGACACCCUGGUGCAUCUUUUCGCUGGCGGAUGUGGCGGUACUGUUGGUGCAAUUCUGACAUGUCCACUGGAAGUUGUGAAAACACGAUUGCAGUCCUCCUCUGUGACGCUCUACAUCUCUGAAGUCCAUCUCAACACUGUGAAUGGUGCUAGUGUCAACCGAGUAACUAGAGUUUCUCCUGGACCUCUCCAUUGUUUGAAGAUGAUCUUGCAAAAGGAAGGUCCUCGCUCUCUGUUUAGAGGCCUGGGUCCUAAUUUAGUAGGCGUUGCUCCUUCCAGAGCGAUAUAUUUUGCUGCUUACUCAAACUGCAAGGAAAAACUGAACAAUAUUUUCAGUCCAGAUUCUACCCAGGUACACAUGAUUUCAGCUGGUGUGGCAGGUUUUACUGCGAUCACAACAACUAAUCCCAUUUGGCUAGUAAAGACACGAUUACAGCUCGAUGCAAGGAAUCGUGGAGAAAAGCGAAUGAGUGCUUUUGAAUGUGUCCGAAAAGUUUAUCGAUCAGAUGGUAUUAAAGGCUUUUACAGAGGAAUGUCAGCAUCCUACGCAGGCAUAUCUGAGACUGUUAUUCAUUUUGUUAUUUAUGAGAGUAUUAAGAGAAAAAUUCUAGAGUAUAAGACUGGUUCUGCCAUGGACAAUGAGGAUGAAUCAGCAAAAGAAGCUUCAGACUUUGUUGGGAUGAUGAUGGCUGCUGCCACUUCCAAAACUUGUGCAACAUCAAUAGCAUAUCCCCAUGAGGUUGUACGAACAAGACUAAGAGAAGAGGGAACAAAAUACAGAUCUUUCUUCCAGACGCUGUCUUUGCUUGUGCGUGAAGAAGGGUAUGGAUCCCUCUACCGAGGUUUAACUACACAUCUGAUCAGACAGAUUCCAAACACGGCUAUCAUGAUGUCAACCUAUGAAGUGGUAGUCUACUUGCUCGAUGGAUAGCAGCAUGACAGGGCUUCCUAGAAGAAGGUGGAAGAGUGAACGACUGGAGUGGACCACUGAAUGUCAAUGCCAAUGUGGUGGGCAAAAGAAAAGUUAUAUCGGGAACAUGCAGCUAUGGACAAAACGGAAGGUUGAUUGUGGGCAACUAUGAAUAAUUUUGCUGCCUUAUUGUAUGGUCUCUUAGCAAUGUGACAAGUGGGAACUGCCCCUUAGGGAAUGCCUUUAUAUAUCUCUUAAUGCAAAAUCGUGACAUUCUUUUCAUCUGUUAAUCUAGACAAGGCCAUUCAGUCAUCAGAGACCUGAUGGGUGCGGGAGGGGGCAGGGACAUAAAAUAUAUUCUUGGGCAGCCUUAUUCACAUCUCUUGGUGAUUGCUCUCAACUGCGUCUGUUUUGUUCUGGUUUACUGCACAGUAACCUGUUGGAAGAAUGGGCAAGACAGUAUGUUCAUACCUUUCCAUACCUGAAACUUCCAUUCAGUUACUCUGAAGAUACAUAAAGAGACUGAGGUAGUAGUCAGCGUGUAAAGUUUUCUGUGUUGCUACCUCAAGAGAAAAUAUGGCGCAGGGACCCAGAACCAGAGUUAUUUCUUCACUGCAAAAGGUGAUACUUGGGGUGUGUUUUGGAUUUUUUGUGUGCGUGUUUUUGUUUUUUUUUAAAGUUCAAGCAGUGUUGUAGGUUAGUGAGAGAGGAUCUGAUUGUUGAACUCUUCAGGUUAUCAAUCUUUUAAUACUGGUAUAUGUGGAUUUUGAGUUCUGCUGCGUCAUCCUUUUUCUUUUCUGGAACUUCCCCUCCAUAAGAGAGACCUAAUGAAAUAUUCUCCUAUAUCAUCAGUUCUCCUUGCCAGUCUGUGUCACUCACACAGCUAAGGAAGAAUUUGCUCAGUGCUACUUCAUAGCCUCUUAAGGAUUCUGAAUGUGAUAAGAAAUCUCACCUAGUUCAGCCUACCAUUUGUGAAAACAGGAUUCACUCAAAUAGUUUCAUGCUACCUAAGAACAAGCUGUGUUACCGUAGGUCUGGCAAAUCCUGACUUGGAUUACCAGUACCUAUAUAGAAGUACAGGGGAAGAACACAUACCACCAUGGCUAAGGUGACCAGAAGGCGGGAAACAGUUGAGGUUGUGAUAGGUCUUUUCAGUACAGACAGCCUCUCUGCAGAAUGGUGGGGAAAAUUGUAACUGAGAUUUUCUUGUAAGCAUUCCCCUUGGUAAUUGCUUUAUCACUUUUUCCAACUUUUGAGCCUGUGUACUGAACUGCAAAUGACAGCAUAACCUUGUCCUCCAGAUUGUCUGAAUAUUCAGGCAUUGGUUUUGUUCUAUAGGCCAACUGCCAAACAAUGCAUUGAAUUCAGCAGUGAGGCUUAGCUAGUUUCUUCUGUCAUAACUUACAGGGUUUUCUAAAACCAUACAGCUGGGAUGUCAAAAUCAGAAGCUUAAUGUUACAAGAACUUUUACAGCUUUCCAAACAGGUAUCUUUUAUGCGCACCUUGAGUACUUCUCAGUCUGUACCCAGGAUCCUUAGGAGGAAAAUUAUCAUUAUAACUUGGAGACAAUAGCUUUCUUCCUAUAAAUGCUGCUACACUGGUGUGGACAGAACUGUCCUAUCAAUUCUUCCAGUGUGGUACUUCAGUACACUUAAACUGUGCAUUGUGUGCAAUGGCUUUAUUUUAUGAACGACUCCUUAUGCACUUUGUGGCCUUCUUAUGGCUUAUGACUUUUUUUUUUCCUCUUACUGGUUAUCUGUAGUCAAACUGCCUUCGAAACAUGCAGUUUGAUUUUAAACAAAGCAUGUGGUUUGAUUUCUGUGUAAGCUGUGCAGGAUAAAACAUUUUAUGCAGUAUGAUCUAUAGCAUCUCUGUUGCAGUAGUUCUGUAAGCUGUAUGUAAAAGCUGGAAGCUUACAGAACAAAUCAGUCUGGGUUUUUCUCAUUUGUUUUCCUUUAUUUUGACCCUCAUCAUGUUCUCCAUGCAGUGUCAAAGUAUCUGAGUAUUUUUUUGUACUUCUCUGUACUGACUGUUCAUCCUUCUAAAAGCCACCUACAGUCUGCACAGCGACCUUGCAGUGGAGGCUUAGCUGUAUUAACUUCCUUCUCCUUGCAAAAUGUUAUCUUACCUCUUUUGGAAGACAGAGUGUGGUCUGUGAUGUGACCAAAGUUGAAUUUGGUUUUUUUAAAGAAGCAAGGGGAGUGCCUAAAUCUGUGUUCUAAAGUGGAUUUUUUUCUAGUGAUCUGUCUAGGAAAAGUCUGGAGUAUUCAUGACUCUGACCUAAGUCUCGCUGUGAUGCCAUUGUUCAGAUAACUCGGCCAAGUGCAGGAAUAGCUACUUACUGUAACUUCUGUUCUGUAGAAAGUGGAUUACUCUUCAGGCCAUCCAGAUUAUUCAGUUGUAGAUAAAAUAUAAGUUGGCAAAGAUGAUAUUUGGCUUUGGAGCUCAUGAAUACAAUUAACACUUGGAUUAGCCUAGGCUUCAUGAGAGUUACUCUCCUCUGUUUAUUGCAUAUGUUGUCCCUUGGUUACAUGUUCAUCUCCCAUUAAUUCACUGGGUACCAUGUGCGUGCUUUGGGUGAGAGCAGACCCCCUGGAGUUGAUAAAGAGAAAAUGUUAACAAGGAUAAAUUGCAUAUGGGAGACAACAAUUAAAAGUAGACAAUCAGCUUAUUCCAUUUUUUUUAAUGGGUGUUUAAGCAAUGUUUUAAACUUCAGGGGUGAUCUUCUUUUUGGUUUGUUUUACAUAAAAUGUAAACCCAAAGUUUCUUGGGAUUUUUUUAUUUUUAAACUACCAGUACAAAGUUACCUCUGAAAUAUUCCCAAAGAUCUUUAAAUUAUUUAUAUAGUUUUCUUGAUAUUUAUUAUAAAAAGUCAAAGGGAAUAAGAAGAUGCUACGUUCAGUAAUAUCUUUAAUGACAGAACUGAAAGGAGUGCAUUUUAAACUUUCUCGUAACUUAGAUGGUCAUCUUGAUUUAUAUUUGAAUGUAGUGUAUGCAUCGCACUUUUGUGCUAGAGGCAAAGAUCUUGGAUCUCUGAAAAGCUCACAGUAAUUAAUUAGCUUGUUCAUAUUUCCCUUGCCGAGAUGAAACUUAAAUGUUAUUGCAAGCUGUUCAUUUUGACUCGGCAACCAGUUAGACGUGGGAAAUGCUGUGAGACUACAGUUUCCUGAGCCAGUCAAGAGAUGGCAGUGGAGCAUGCAUCCUUCAGGGAAAAGGAGCCCCUCUGCCAGGGUGGCUGCCUCCCUGUGUUACAGGGCACUGGUGGGCCCUGGGUGUCUGUGGCAGUGUACUGGGGGGACAUGGCAAGCUGGCCCAAGUUUGGAAGUCCUUAAAAAAAAAUAAAAUAACUUAGUCAAUGCAGUCACACUGCUCAGCCCCUCUUUUAUGCAUCUGGUCCCUGUAGAGCUGUGUGAAAACAGGUGAGUUGUGGUGUGUUGGCAGAGAGCUGAGCCUAGCCUUUAAAGUGACUGAUAGACCUGCUGUUUCUGUCUGAACUUCUGAUCUACUAGCCUAUGUUGUUUUAAAGUAGGUUUACACUAGGGAUUUAUGGAGGUUUUUUAGUUGUUUUAAUUGUAACUGAAACAUCAACCUGUGCAUUUUUGUUGACAUUGCACCUGUCUAGUUCCCUGUUUACAUAAUGCACUCCAUAUAAUUCCUUUCCAAUUGAGACGUUUGUUAAUGACAGUUUCUGCUAUUCUGUUUUUGUAACAUUCCUCAGACCUGUAGCAUUUUAAAAGAAUGCUUCCAGAGACAAAAGAUUGGAGAGCCUUUAUAAAUGUUGCUUCCUGUUUAAAUUUGGAAAACAAGCUGAACACUGAAGUGUGCCUAGGUAAAUGUAUUACUCUUUUUUUUUUUUUUUUCUUUUCCAACUUUCUGUCUGGUUAAGACUCAAUUAUGUAAGUUCAGUUCUACAGGAGAGUCUGCCUACCCUGCAUAUGUGAAUGUAAUUAUGCCCUCGGAGUCAUAGCUAAACACUCACAAAUGACAGUUUGAGAAUACUUCAAUGCUCGCGUGAGGUUUGCUAUUAUUCUUACAUGUAGUUGGCUGUAAACAACGUGCAUUUACUCUGUAUUUAUAUAGGUAACUUUUUUGUUUGGAUUGCUUUAAACUUCAAAGCAAAUUAAAAUGAUAUGCUUCUAUUCAAAUGUUGCCUUCUGUGCUAAACUCUACACUAUUUUUAACCUUUUAAUUUUUCUAUUACUGAUAUAUACCAGUGCCUGGACAGUUGUGAUUAAAAGUGAGCAAUUCAUUAGGA
This is a messenger RNA of Falco peregrinus (peregrine falcon), 5303 nucleotides long. It is a transcript of the gene SLC25A36, whose product is annotated as solute carrier family 25 member 36. The transcript has 7 exons. Bases 128 to 1069 code for a protein of 313 amino acids. Gene Ontology annotation, molecular function: pyrimidine nucleotide transmembrane transporter activity. Gene Ontology annotation, biological process: pyrimidine nucleotide import into mitochondrion. NCBI's taxonomy places the organism in Eukaryota, Metazoa, Chordata, Aves, Falconiformes, Falconidae. The record is from RefSeq and is a predicted model, not a curated record. Gene Ontology annotation, cellular component: mitochondrion.